Molecule: messenger RNA, 858 nt
Organism: Sclerotinia sclerotiorum 1980 UF-70
Lineage: Eukaryota; Fungi; Ascomycota; Leotiomycetes; Helotiales; Sclerotiniaceae
Exons: 3
Coding region: 1-858 (285 amino acids)
Biological process (GO): GPI anchor biosynthetic process
Cellular component (GO): endoplasmic reticulum
Molecular function (GO): N-acetylglucosaminylphosphatidylinositol deacetylase activity
Source: RefSeq, a predicted model, not a curated record
AUGCCCAAAAUGCAAUGGACCUAUUUACUCACGAUUCCCAUCAUCACGUUCGCUGCAUGGCAAUAUACUGUCACAGUUGUUAACUCCAAAUUUCCAAAACUUCGGAACAAGAAGAUAUGUUUGUUAAUAGCGCAUCCUGAUGAUGAGGCUAUGUUCUUUGCGCCUGCUAUGCAAGCUCUCACAGAUCCGGAACUUGGAAAUCAUGUUAAAAUUCUCUGUUUGAGUAGUGGUGAUGCAGAUGGGUUAGGGGAAACAAGGAAGAAGGAACUUGUUAAGAGCGGAAUGCAGUUGGGUUUGCGACAAGAGAAUGAUGUUUUUGUUUUUACAAGUCCAGAUUUCCCAGAUAGUAUGACGAAGACAUGGGAUAAGGAAAAGAUAGCUAAUCUUCUCGCCUCUGCAUUUUGCCCUCCUCAUACAAGAAAAGCAAAUCUUUCGACUGCGCCAACUGCAACUAUCGAUGUUAUUUUGACUUUCGACGCUCAUGGGGUCUCUUCACACCCAAAUCAUAUUUCCUUAUACCACGGCUCUCGAGCCUUAAUCACAUCUAUGAUGCAAGAUCGUCCAGGAUGGCAGUGUCCUAUUGAUCUUUAUACCCUCACCAGUGUCUCCGUUUUCCGAAAAUACACAUCCAUAUUAGAUACCUUAAACACUAUGGUAAUCACCGCAUUCUCAAAGAAAGAAAUAGGCGAUCAUCCAAGUCAUUUGUUAAUGAUGAAUGGAGUGGGGCAACUUAGAACUGCGCAGAAGGCCAUGACGACAGCACAUAAGAGUCAGAUGCGGUGGUUUAGAUGGGGAUGGAUUGGAAUGUCAAGAUAUAUGGUCAUUAAUGAUUUGAAGUUAGAAAAGGUUGUUGUUUAA